CAUGGACUUCUCCGUUUUGCCAAACAGCAACCAUCCUGACAAAUUCCUGCAACUGGAGGUGAAGUCUUUAGUGAAAAACUCUGCCUUUCUACAAGCCAGCUUGGCAAAAUUUCCAGAGGCAGCUUUACCUGGAGUGCAGCGGUGGCACAACAGGGUCUAUUUACAGAGAGAAAAGAGAAAUGUCACUGAGCUGCCAGGCUUAGACUCGAACGGGGUCAGUCAAGAAAUGAUAGACAAAGCCCUCGGGAAACACAUUACACCCAUCACCCUGAAAUCCACAAUCAAAAGCAAUCCCUUGUAUAGUGAUAUCCAGGUGGAUGAUGACUGGGAGGAGAAGAAAAAGAGCCCUUCCUGGACCGUGCAAGACUAUGACAGACACUCACUGCACUCUAACUUGGCCAGCCACAUAAAGAGGAGAAAAACAAAAGCAGAACUCUGAGCUUCUAUCAAAAGAAUCCCCUGAGACCUGAGACGGGC
Aquila chrysaetos chrysaetos is the source of this 477-nucleotide messenger RNA. RefSeq names its product membrane integral NOTCH2 associated receptor 2 (gene MINAR2). Lineage: Eukaryota; Metazoa; Chordata; Aves; Accipitriformes; Accipitridae. The record is from RefSeq and is a predicted model, not a curated record. The coding region runs from base 2 to 439 and encodes 145 amino acids. The transcript has 3 exons.